Arabis nemorensis is the source of this 441-nucleotide messenger RNA. The record is from the annotation of a GenBank genome assembly. Lineage: Eukaryota; Viridiplantae; Streptophyta; Magnoliopsida; Brassicales; Brassicaceae.
AUGGCAUUAUCUCAAGUCUCUGCGUCUCUGGCCUUCUCUCUUCCCAAUCCUGGCUCCAUAAAGCUAGCCGGAAUCACAAACCAUAGUAGGGUUCAUGUUCCGCAACUUGCUGGAAUCCGAUCAACCUUCGCUACGGGUUCACCUCUCUUGCCAUUGAAUUUGAGAAUGACUCGUGGAGGAAGAAGAAGUGGAAACAGAGGAGCAUCAGUUUCCAUUAGAAGUGAGCAAAACACAGAAGGAAGUAGCGGUUUGGACAUAUGGCUUGGUCGUGGCGCUAUGGUUGGUUUUGCAGUUGCCAUUACAGUUGAGAUUGCUACUGGAAAAGGACUUCUUGAGAAUUUCGGGGUAGCGGGUCCAUUGCCUACGGUUGCUUUGGCUGUUACAGCGUUGGUCGGUGUUCUAACUGCGGUUUUCAUCUUCCAAUCUUCUUCUAAGAACUGA